CCCCGACCGGCCAUUGCGAAGGCGCCCGCGUGACAGCGCCGAGCGCGGCGGGGCCGGAGAGUGGGCGUUGGCUGGCCGGCUGGCUGGCGCGAGAUGGCGGCGGCGGCCUUGUACCUGGAGCACUACCUGGACAGCAUUGAAAACCUACCUUGUGAGUUGCAAAGGAACUUCCAACUUAUGCGUGAGCUGGAUCAGAGAACAGAAGACAAGAAAGCAGAAAUCGACAGUCUUGCUGCUCAGUACAUUUCAACAGUGAGGAGUUUGUCAUCAGAGCAACGGGUGGAAAUCCUGCAGAAGAUUCAGAAUGCUUACGCAAGAUGCAAAGAGUACAGUGAUGACAAAGUGCAGCUGGCCAUGCAGACCUAUGAGAUGGUAGAUAAGCACAUUCGACGGCUGGAUGCUGACCUGGCACGAUUUGAAGCUGAUCUGAAGGAUAAGUUGGAAGGCAGUGACUUUGAAAACCCUGCAACGCAAAACCUAAAAAAGGGGCGAACUCCAAAGGAUAAGAAAAGCUCUCGGGGUCGGGGCCGGCGAACAUCCGAAGAAGAUGUCCCAGUAAAAAAGAAACCAAAACGAAGGUCUGAAUUAGCUGAUACCAUCCUGUCGGUUCAUCCUUCAGAUGUCCUAGAUAUGCCGGUGGAUCCCAACGAACCAACGUAUUGUUUGUGUCACCAAGUAUCCUAUGGAGAAAUGAUCGGCUGCGACAAUCCUGAUUGCCCAAUCGAAUGGUUCCAUUUUGCUUGUGUGGACCUCACCACGAAACCCAAAGGGAAAUGGUUUUGUCCUCGCUGUGCUCAGGAGAAGAAAAAGAAGUAGAAUGGGAAUGUACAGUCUGAAAGAAGAAAAAGUUUAAUAUAUUCGUACAUGUUGCAAUAUUUUAUUCUAUCUUUUUUGUCACUUACCUAUCUUGUUUGAUUUGAUAUUUAGCAGUGGCCAGUCAUUUUUCUUAACGUUGGGGGGGGGAGCUAUCCUAAUGAGAAAAGGAGGAUGUGGAGGAGGUUUACUGUGGUGAUGGUCACCUGGGUUUCACACUUCUGUGGCACUGCAAUCAAUGUUAUGAAGUACUAAGAGUAGCCCUGCACUGGAAUUUCUGCUCACGUACUAAAAGUCUGUGAAAUUGCCUAUAUGGCCUUCCAGGUGAACGAUGAUUUUUUGUUUUGUUUUGUUUUGUUUUGUUAUCAACAGGGUAGUCACUCUGCUCCGCACAAUAUUUAUGAAGGAUUUAAAAUCUUUAACUGCAUCUUUACAGAACCUUAUAACUACUGUCAAGGAAGGAAUGUGCUGUUCUGUUCCUCAGUUGCAGCAAGCAAAGAAUUGUUUCUUACAAAGGCAGAUGAAAAGUAAUGGGUAUUAUUUUGGUAAGGUGUGAUCCACAAGUAAAUUUCAAGAGUAGUACACCUGUUCCAGUUGCUUUUGAAUUGUACACUACUGCCUCUGCGCUUCAUACGAGUCCCUCUGAAGUCAUCUAUCUUAUCCUGAUGGUAAGCAAUGAAUGCUUAAAUUGAGGCACAAAAUGUCUAGGAGACAUCAGUAUAGUUUGAUUCACUCAUGAAACGAAAAUAAGGCUUAUUUUUCAUUGGCUAAGCUAUUAGAUGUUAGACAUUAACAAUCAGGAAAACCAGAUGUAAAAAGAAAAACUUUUUUUUUUUAAGGAAAGAUUCCUAGGACUGCAAAGCACUAAAAGCAAUUUGGUGUAAUUUUAUACUGAACUUUUAUCUGGUUUGAGAUGUCUGUUCUCUGUCAGCACCGAGAUGCCGUCCAGUAUAAAAUGUGAAUGUGGGUGCCCCUUAAAGCAGCUUUGAGUUGGGAGACGGACAAUAUUUCCCCCCAGGAAGCUGGUAGAGCCAUCGUUGCCUGUGAUGCACACAAUAUCAUCACUAUCCUCUCUGAUAAUGCAGGCGGUUUGGAUCCAGAGUGUUCCUUUCAUGAGCCCACCCAGGGGUGGCUGUGGGUAGGAUUUCUGCAUUGCAGGUGGUUGUAGUAGUAAGCCCUUGAGGUCCCUUCCAGCUCUGCAAUUCUAUGAAUGAAAGGGCUUCUUCCCAUUGCAGAAGGGAUUGAGAUCCAGUGGAGGCUCACACCGGAGGAAGGCAGAUUUCGUUUAUUCCCUCUACAUCUCCCCAUGCCACCUCCCACACUGUUAAGGAGGGUCACCCAACUUCUUGGCAUGGUUUUGCAGAGGGGAAGGAAGAACCAUGAAAAUCACCUCUCCCUCCUUUGUGAGUAUCCCCUGGGCAGAACUCCAUUCACGGGAACUGGAUCCACGCCAGGGUUUGCAGGCUUUAUAUGUAACAUCAAAAACAUGCAAAUGUUGUUUGACCAAAGACAAUGAAUAGGGAGAUAAAAAUUAUACAUCAUGGAUCAUGUUGACUCUGUCAUACCAAUAUUUGUUAAAGAUGAUCAUCUGUCUCCAGCUUUGCAUUUCUCAGCUAAAGGCUGGAAAAAGCAGCUCAAGAAGGAUGGAUAAAUAAUAUUAUGUACAAUGGCUAGUUUGUCUCAACUGUGCUUGCAUUGUGAGAUAAUGUUGAUUAUUUGCAUAUGGUGAUUAAAAAACAGCCAGCAUAUAGCACGCACAGCUGUUAUCUGUUCCA
Podarcis raffonei (Aeolian wall lizard) is the source of this 2588-nucleotide messenger RNA. RefSeq names its product inhibitor of growth family member 5 (gene ING5). The record is from RefSeq and is a predicted model, not a curated record. Gene Ontology annotation, cellular component: nucleus. NCBI's taxonomy places the organism in Eukaryota, Metazoa, Chordata, Lepidosauria, Squamata, Lacertidae. Gene Ontology annotation, molecular function: chromatin binding. The transcript has 8 exons. Gene Ontology annotation, biological process: positive regulation of apoptotic signaling pathway; positive regulation of DNA-templated transcription. The coding region runs from base 94 to 816 and encodes 240 amino acids.